Messenger RNA from Cladophialophora immunda, 819 nucleotides. RefSeq lists its product as uncharacterized. NCBI's taxonomy places the organism in Eukaryota, Fungi, Ascomycota, Eurotiomycetes, Chaetothyriales, Herpotrichiellaceae. The coding region runs from base 1 to 819 and encodes 272 amino acids. The transcript has 2 exons. The record is from RefSeq and is a predicted model, not a curated record. Gene Ontology annotation, molecular function: protein binding.
AUGCCGUCCGCACUCAUGGAGAACGGUAAUGGCGAGAACAACGACCAGAAGGAGAAGUCUCUUCAUGAGCUUCUUACCUCUUCGCUGGUAGACGUCUACGUCGGCCAGGACUCGACGCGCUGGUCCCUUCACGAGGAACUCCUCUGCUACCACUCGCCCUUCUUCUCGUCCGUCUUCCGUGGGGACGGCAAGAAUGAAGAGAAGAAGUCCGGGGAAAACAAGACCUACAACCUCACCGACGAGGACGACUAUCCAUUUGAGCUUCUGGUGGGCUGGCUGUACUCCAAGUCUCUCCAGCCGCCAAAGACAGAGAAGGACGUCGGCCCCUUACUUGACCUGUAUCUGCUCUCGGAGAAAUUGCAGAUCAAGAAGCUCAGCAUCGAAGUGGUCGAAGCGGUCAGGGAAUUCUACCACAGCACCUCCACAUAUCCCGGCCUCCGCAGGGUCCAGUACAUCUACGCCGAGACCGACGAGGACAAUGAGAUGCGCGAAAUGAUGGUCUCCUCGGUCGCGCGCCAGCUGACCACAAGCGACAAGAUCCCUGCCCACUGGGCGACGGCUCUGAAGCGCAACGGACAACUGGCCGUCGACAUCAUCCGAGCAAUCCAGCAAUGGCACAUCGAGGAACGCAGCAUCCCCGACGUUCGCGAGGGUAGCCGGAUCCGGGGCAGGCUGCUCAACGGCAGCGUCUUCAGCGCGGUCGAGCGUGCGGCCAAGUCCCACGAGACCGACGAGACCAACGACACGAACUUGGGGGUCGAGAGUCUGAACAGUGGCCCGAGUGAUGCACCGAACGCCAAGAGCGACGCUGAAGAGUAA